AUGGGAUUGGUUUCUGAGAUAGUGGCUAACAUAUUAGUGUUGGUAACAUGGCCUUUCUCUCUAUUCCAAUUGGCGUGCUUGUUUGGUACAAGAAUUACAUUACUUGUCAUAUAUACUUGGACGGAGUUCAUCAGGAAUAUAAUUGUCUUCAAUAUAAAUAUAGCAUUGGGAAUUAUAUCAUGGACAUUUGGCCUUGUCUUACUACCUGCCAGAAUCCUCAACAUCUUUCAUAGGGAGAGACAGUUGGAACGCAAAUUGCAACAGAUGCAGAUCGAUCUAGCGAAUCUGCUUCUGGAGUAUAAGGAACUUGAAGAACAUCUCCAGAUAGCUGUCAAAGAACGCAGAAUAAUGGAGUUACUAGUAUCCGAGCUUGAAGAGGAGCAUGAUAUGGCCGUAGCAAAGAUUGAAAAAUUAGAGAGAAAGUUGCUAGAUCAAAUCAACGAAAAUCGCCGGCUCAAAGAAGUUAAAGGCAAGGCAUACUGGUCGUCGAAGGACGCCGGCGACUACGACGACGACGGUAGACAUAUCUUCCCCCUCCAAGAUCUUGUAAUUACAAAAGAUAUUUGGGAACAUGACAACAAAAUAAGUUCUAGCAAUUUGCUUAAACUCCUUAAACCAGGGGCUACGCCACAAGUGCCGGAUUACCGGCGUGACGUGGCAAUUUCACAGUCAGUAUUCAGUGCUAUCUUGUCAGUAGUCGUUGGCGUGACAGCCUGGCAAGCCGAAGAUCCUUGCAUGCCUCUCGUGGUGGCUCUGUUUGCCGUGGUAGGCAUGUCAUUGAAGAGUGUGGUGCAGUUCUUUGCCACCAUAGAAAACAAGCCGGCAUCGGAUGCCGUUGCUCUCUUAAGCUUCAAUUGGUUCAUUCUUGGCACUCUAACCUACCCUACCCUUCCAAGAAUUGCUCCACUACUAGGAAGGUUUAUAGAAAUAACUAUCACCCGGUUUGGUCUUCUUUCCUUUUAGCUUCACAUAUUCACUUUAUUUCUUCUUUUAA
Arachis stenosperma is the source of this 994-nucleotide messenger RNA. RefSeq lists its product as uncharacterized. NCBI's taxonomy places the organism in Eukaryota, Viridiplantae, Streptophyta, Magnoliopsida, Fabales, Fabaceae. The record is from RefSeq and is a predicted model, not a curated record. The transcript has 3 exons. Bases 1 to 963 code for a protein of 320 amino acids.